Sphaeramia orbicularis (orbiculate cardinalfish) is the source of this 1569-nucleotide messenger RNA. Its product is annotated as leucine-rich repeat-containing protein 57. Gene Ontology annotation, cellular component: cytoplasm. Gene Ontology annotation, molecular function: protein binding. Lineage: Eukaryota; Metazoa; Chordata; Actinopteri; Kurtiformes; Apogonidae. The coding region runs from base 342 to 1058 and encodes 238 amino acids. The record is from RefSeq and is a predicted model, not a curated record. The transcript has 6 exons.
CUUCCGUCCCUCCGCUCCGCAGGAACAGGAGGUGGUUACUCCCAGCUCCGUGUUUCGAUUUUUAAUCUGAGUUUUUAAACUUUUAACAUUCGGCUUUGGCGCAUUUUACCGACAGGAGACGCGUUCGUGUGGACGUGGAGUGUGUUGCCCGGCCCCUCCCUCCAGUUCUGACCCGUGGACCGUCCCAGGUGCGUUGGCCCCUCCCUCCUCCAGUUCUGACCCGUGGACCGUCCUAGGUGCGUCGGCCCCUCCCUCCUCCGGUUCUGACCCGUGGACCGUCCCAGGUGUGUCGGCCCCUCCCUUCUCCGGUUUUGAGCCGUGGACCGUCCCAGGGGGUGGACAUGGGGAACAGUGCCCUGAAGUCCCACCUGGAGACGUCCCAGAAGACCGGGGUGUUCCAGCUGAUGGGGAAAGGCCUUCAGGAGUUUCCAGAGGAGCUCCAGAGGCUGACAUCCAACCUUCGAACCGUCGAUCUGUCCAAUAACAGGAUCGAAGUACUUCCUGUUUCCAUCGGGAACUUCCUGCAGCUGAAGAGUCUGACGCUCAACGGCAACAAACUGACGUCUGUCCCUGCCGACAUCGGGAAACUGAAGAAACUGGAGACUCUGAGUCUGAAUGGGAACCGGAUCCAGGUCCUGCCCCCAACCCUGAACCAGCUCAAGGCCCUGCGGACCCUCAGCCUGGCCGGGAACCAGAUCCAGGAGUUCCCCCCUGGACUGGGAGCCCUGAGACACCUGGACCUGCUGGACCUGUCCCGGAACCACAUCCAGAGCGUCCCCGCCGAGGUGGCCGAGCUGCAGGCCAUCGAGAUCAACCUCAACCAGAACCAGAUCUCCUCGCUGUCCGUGGGUGUGUCCCGCUGUCCCCGUCUGAAGGUCCUGCGUCUGGAGGAGAACUGCCUGGAGCUGGCGUCCGUCCCUGUGUCCAUCCUCGCCGACUCCCAGGUGUCUCUGUUCUCCGUGGAGGGAAACCUGUUCGAGGUCAAGAAGCUCCGUGACCUGGAAGGAUACGACAAGUACAUGGAGCGAUUCACAGCCACCAAAAAGAAGUUCACCUGAGGACGCUACAAUGAUCUGCAGCUAAGAGUGCUGCCGCGAGGAGGCGGGGUCAGCCUAGACUCCGCCCACCACUGCCGACAGAUGGACAUUUAAGCCCCGCCCUUCCUUCCCCUCCCCAUCCCUCAGCGAAGGGACCAGACGCCAUUAACAAGGAAGAAUGUAACCUGUAGACGCUUUGUACAAACACUGACGAAGAUGAAGACGAUGACUCAGGGACAAACAUGUUUAAAGCUUCUUUGUGUUUGAACAUCUUUAUUUCGCUGAAACGUUAAAGCACUUGGACAGUGUUAGAAGAAGAGUUGAGUUUUCCCUGCAGUCAGUGAAUGCAUCGCCAGGUAAAUCCGUUAAUUUACCAAAUUAAACCCUGACGAGUGUGAACGCUGAGUUUGGAUCUGAUCGUGUGUCAUCUUUAACAUGUGGUUUUUGUGUCGAAUUAGCUUUUUCUUGUUGAAAUGUUAAAUAAUUAAAGAGGCUGAAAUUGAAAAAAAUAAAUAAAAUAAUAAUAUAUGGA